Messenger RNA from Penicillium roqueforti, 2370 nucleotides. RefSeq lists its product as uncharacterized. Bases 1 to 2370 code for a protein of 789 amino acids. Lineage: Eukaryota; Fungi; Ascomycota; Eurotiomycetes; Eurotiales; Aspergillaceae. The transcript is spliced from 6 exons. Gene Ontology annotation, cellular component: cytoplasm. The record is from RefSeq and is a predicted model, not a curated record.
AUGGCUGUCCAUCAUAAACAAGACACAAUUGUCUUAGUCAUAGAUUUCCACCAUGCACGCGGCCCUGAAAUUGAGCAUUGCAUUGCCGAAGAAGGAACCGACCCAGCAACCGAGAAUGACUGGUCUCUGCUCCCAUUCAUGGCCCUAUCCGACGGAGCACAUCUAUCGACCGAGGAAUUCUCAUAUUUCACACUCUGCCGAAAGGCCACAUCCACUGCGCCUGAAACCUCCCUGUUCGGCAUCGCCUGCUCCCGCCAGAUUGAUUCGAGUCUGCUUAUCAACCCGUCGCCCGAUGUGACUCGGUCAACGGUACAAAAGGCCGUCGUGGUCGUGACAGAUACUCCGCAGCGAGUAGGUCAUUUGCGCGAGAAGCUCUCCGUGGUGACUUCGGCUUGGUUCGCGCAACGUGACUUCUCGGAUAUUGAUAUCUUGAAGAAAUUCCGCGAGGGCUUGGUGAUUUCUCUGUUGAAUGAUGGCCCCAAAGAUCAGAACUUGGGCCUCUCGCUACGGGAGAUGAUUCACGAAUUCAAAUUUCAGACUUUGGUUCUUUUUAAAGCACUACUGUUGCAGCCCAAGAUGCUUUUCUUCGGGACGCGCUGUGAACGCCUAUGCAUGAUUCAGUUUUCGCUUAUUUCUUUAAUACCCGGCCUCAUCAACAGCUUGCAGGACUGCGCAGAUCCUGCUUUUGACACCUACUCUCAGACUGUUGAGAAACCAACAUCUCUCAAGACGAGUGACAGAAGUUCUUUGUUGGCAUACAUGGGGCUCCCAUUGCAGAUUUUCGGAAAGGGAAGCAUGUUUGGCCCCUAUACACCCCUCCAGCUGCUGGAUCUGCUGGCAGAUGAUGGCACAAAAUCUUAUGUGGUUGGCUCAACAAACUCGCUACUUCUCCAGCAAAAGGACCGGUACAGUGAUAUUCUAAUUAACCUUGACGAAGACAGUAUCGUCAUAAAUUCUCCUUCCCUCCGCAAUGCCCUAGUUCUCUCAGCGGCCGAUAGGCGCUGGAUUGACCUGCUCACACAAAUUGUCAAUGACACUUGGGACGAGGAACAUCCUUCACAACCCAAUACCCUUGGCUUUAUGGGCUCAGAAGAAUUCAUUCGACUACAGUUCGAAGAAUACUUGUUAGCAUUAUUAUCGUCCAUGAAGUACCACGAGGAGCUCUACCCAUCCGACGUUGGAGAAUCGGCGGCUCGCAGCAGAACCCAGCUGCAAAACCUCAACAUUGAAGGAGACCCUGCCACCGACUUCAAUACAGAGUUCCUUACCCAGUGGAAGACCACAUAUAAUUACGCCCUGUUCUCACGUCUCACUUCGGAUGCGCUCCUAUUUUCCAUCACUGAGCCACGACACCCAAGCGCCGGCGGUCUGACAAUGGAAGAUGUCCAAAGACGACUCGCACAACAGGUAGCAGACCUCCACCUUGAUGAGCGUGUCCGGGAAGGUCGCGAGGCUCUGAACCGCCACUUCUCAACCGGACAAAAAAAAGUGAGCGCGGCAUUUACCAGCUUCUGGUCCGAUCUCGAGACUAUGCGCGAAGCGCAACGCAAACGCACCGAAGAGAGAGCCGCCUCCCAAUCGCAGCGCACCUCCAUCGACAAAGAAACCCCAAUAUCACUAAUACCCACUUCACCGAAUCCCUCCGAUGCCUCCUGGUUCGCAAACCGCCCAAGGGCAUCCGUCGACCUGACACAGGCUCAGGCCUCCGUGAGCGUAGCUAGCCAAAAAGCCGGCUCGUAUCUUAGCUCGUGGGGCACCUGGGCGAGCGAAAAGCGGCGCGAAUGGCAAGAAAAGCGCGUGACAUCCCCGAGCCCAAGUACCUCUCCCAAUGCCGAAUUGACCUCGGCAUCCACCCCGAUCUUGUCCAUCGUUACCCAAACAGCCGAGAUGGACCGCGGCCGCCGCCGCUCCAUCCUGCGUAAUAGCGAAGGCAACGAGAGCCCCAAGGAGGGUCUGAGCCGCAGCACCAGUCGGAGAAAGAGGUGGAGUAAUAUCAUACUCAGACGCGAUAGCGGCGAGUUCCAGCGCUACGAAGACGUCCCCACGUCCGAUUCUAUCGAAACUCCCUUCCCCAAGUCUCCCCUGUCACAGGGGUUCCCGGCUUAUGAUCCGCACAAGCAGACCGAGAACCUUAAGCAAGAUGGAAAGGAUACCGUUGAUGCAGACGGGUUCGCCCCUGUGGCUCUCACGUCGAAUGAAGGCCUAGGGUUGAGUCUCAAGACCGAGGAGACUGUUCCCCAGAUCCAGAAGGAGCCCACCCCCCCGAGCGGCGAGGAGGUAGAUACACCGCUUGAGGACUUGGCGACAGGGCUCCCUGUCAAAGAGGAGGCGCAUCCGGUCCAGAGCAAAGACUCGUCUGGUACGAACUAG